Heterobasidion irregulare TC 32-1 is the source of this 4719-nucleotide messenger RNA. RefSeq lists its product as uncharacterized. Bases 1 to 4719 code for a protein of 1572 amino acids. The transcript is spliced from 10 exons. The record is from RefSeq and is a predicted model, not a curated record. NCBI's taxonomy places the organism in Eukaryota, Fungi, Basidiomycota, Agaricomycetes, Russulales, Bondarzewiaceae. Gene Ontology annotation, molecular function: protein binding; ATP hydrolysis activity.
AUGAUGUCCCCUGCCACAGAACGCAUCUCUGGCCUUCGGUCGAGUACUCACUUGAACAUCACAGUUGUUCGUGCCUUCGAUCUUCCGAAGAUUUCCAAACUUGUCAAAGUCAAGUCUCGGACUGAAGAUGGUAGAUUCUAUGCCAUAUUAUCUGUCGAUGGAAAACGAGAGAAAACCAAGAUCGCUGACCCAAGCAGUGCUCCGGAGUGGAAUGAAAUUUUUUUCUUUGAUGCGCACCAAUUCUCCGUUCUGAAGCUCGACAUCUACGCCCGUCGCCUACUGGGAAAGGAUAUACACAUCGGCGGCAUCUCUGAAUUAAUCGCCGGCUUAUGUCCGCCGAUACUCACCAGUGGGAAAUACACUCAGGUCCAGUCAUUGCUAGACGUUACCAUGGCGAUCUCAGAGGAAACACCUGCCCGUGUUGAAUUCCGUCUUGCAAUCGUAGUCGACAGGCAACAAGCAGAGUCGGCCGAUAUUCGGAGAGACGCUGAGGCUGCCUUAGUCGACAUGCAUCCCCUCGCAAAGGGAGCUUCAACAUCCGCUCUUGGCCUUGUGAAGGACUUCGUUGAUAACUGGACGCCCCUCUUGCGAAAGGUCAAAUUAUUUUGUGACUUGGUGGACGUUCUCGCUGAAGUGAACCCUUACGCCAAAAUGGCCUGGAACAUAGUAUCUAUACCACAGAAGAUCAUGAAAAUACAGAUGGACCGCGACGACCGGAUACAGAAGCUCUUCACGACCAUGAACUCCUUUUAUGACAUAGUGAACGAUCUGGAGAAAGAGCUCAAGAGCGUCGAUUCUCUGCAAGACCUUCUGCAACGGAUAGCUCAACAGACUACAGAAUGCUUUUACUUCAUCCGUGACUAUGCAAAGACCGAGGGUUUCCUGAGUCGAACGGGACGGCACCUAUUCUCAGAGGCAGACAACAAGAUCAAUGAAUACUGUGCUGUGUUUGAUGAAUUCAAAGAUGAAUUCUACGGGCGAGUGUCAGUAAAGACUCAGAUUGUGGUGACUCGUAUCCUUGACGAAGUGCAAGAUCUGGCCACUGACAUCAACUUGGACGACAUCCCGUACGCGGAUGACGCUACCUUUGACGAGGCAAAGGGGUGUCAAGCGGGAACGCGCGUGGGUAUUCUAGACGAAAUCACGGAAUGGAUCAACGCUGAGGACGGUCCUCGUAUUUUCUUGCUAUCUGGUGCCGCGGGGACUGGCAAAUCGGCUAUUGCACACACUAUUGCUCAUCGCUUCAAAAACAUGAACCGUCUCGGAUCUUCUUUUUGCUUUGUGCGUGGCCGAACAGACCGCGGCCCGGACAAACUUUUCUCAACCGUGGCUCGUGAUCUGGCCGAUUUCGACGAGGGCAUACGGCGCACGCUAUACAAGGUUGUCAAGGAUAAUAAAGCACUGCGGGUCGCGUUAAAGGUUACCCAACAGUUCAACAACCUUAUUCUCAAACCAGUCGAGAUGCUCACGAUCACUGGUCCCGUCGUGAUAGUCGUCGAUGCUCUGGAUGAAAGCGGGGAUGCUUUAACGCGCCAAGACCUCCUCCGGGAGUUGGCCAGUAAAAUCGAAGCCCUUCCCGCCAAUUUCCGUAUCCUCCUCACAUCUCGCCCCGAACUUGAUAUCGAACGUUCGUUUCGAACGUGCAGCCAUAUCGUCAUCAAAAGGAUGGAGGAUCUUUCGUUGUCUUCAACCGAUGACGACAUCAGAUUGUACAUUCACAGUCAUCUGAGCCACCCUGAUCUAGAUGACAUCGAUGACGAAUGUAUGCGUACGCUUGUGUUGAAAUGCGAGGGACUAUUCCAGUGGGCAUCCGUCGCCUGUGAAUUUAUCAAAGGCGUGGGCAUUCCAGGAUCAGCUCCCAGGGAACGAUACGACAUUCUGAUUCAGGGUACAACAAGCGCAGCCUGGUGUCUGGAUAAUUUGUAUAGGACGGUUUUAUCUCAUUUUUUUCACCCAGCGGUCCCUUUGGUAAUGGAGAGAUUCAGGCUUGUCAUGGCCCUCGUAUUAGCGGCGUUCGAACCUCUUUCCAUGGAGUCACUGAACGAAGUUCUCUUUGCUGUGAAGGAAGGAAACCCGGGCUUCAAGGCGAACGUCAUCUUGGAAUACAUGGGCUCUCUGUUGAGCGGAGUGACUGGGAACGAGGCUGUCCGUCCAUGGCAUAAUUCAUUCCGCGACUUUUUGCUGGAUGAUGCCCGCAGCUCCGACUUCUACGUAGACACAUCAAACACUCACGCAGAGUUCACAGUCGCUGUGUUGUACAUCCUGAAGAAGCAGCUGACAUUCAAUAUAUGCCACCUGGAAUCCUCGUAUGCGGCAAACAAGGACAUACCUGACCUCGCUAAUCGCAUAACGAGGUAUAUACCAGCUCAUCUAUCGUACUCUUGUCGCUUCUGGGCGAAGCACUUGCAAACCACAGCCGCAAGCUUAGACUCUGAUCCUGAUCCUAGAGUGCUCAAAGGCGUGGAAGUAUUGCUCAAAGACAAGUUUCUAUUCUGGCUUGAGGUAAUGAGUCUUCUCGGUGCCAUACCUAUGGCUGCGCAAGCAACGUCUUCUCUCGUGGAGUGGAGUUCGAGUCUACCUACUGGACAAAUAUCCGAAUUGGCGAGUGGCAUGCAUGCGUUUGUAAACGCAUUCGGGUUACUCACAUCACAGUCUACUCCGCACAUAUAUCUAUCUGCCCUACCAUUCGCUCCGCAAAGUUCGACUGUAUUGGAGACCUUUGGUAAACACUUUCCUCACAGAUUAAAGGUUUCCGCUGGGGCCAACAGUCAUUGGCCAGCUACCCAGCAUAUCAUACAAACACGAUCUAGAGUGCUAUGCCUCGCAUUCUCAUCCGAUGGGUCGUGGAUCGUGUCAGGCUCGGAGGAUUCGACAAUCCGGGUAUGGGAUGCGGCAACAUUCGCUGCUCUGGGCGAGCCCCUCAAGGGGCACACAAGUUCGGUCUCUUCUGUUGCUUUCUCGCCAGACAGGUCAAAGAUCGUGUCAGGCUCGUAUGACAACACCGUCCGAGUGUGGGACGUGGCAAUGGGUGCUGCAGUGGGCGUUCCGUUCGAGGGACACAAACAUUCGGUAACUUGUGUUGCCUUCUCGCUAGACGGGUCGCGAAUUGUGUCAGGCUCGGACGACACGACGAUCUGGGUGUGGGACUCAUCAACGGGUGCUGCUGUGGGAAAGCCACUUGCGGGACACGCCAGCUGGGUCAAUGCGGUUGCUUUCUCACCCAAUGGGUCGCGGAUUGUAUCAGGCUCGGACGAUAAGACAAUCCGGGUGUGGGAUGUGGCAACGGGUGACAUCGUGGGAAAGCCUUUCGAGGGUCACAGAUAUUCGGUCUCUUCUGUCGCUUUCUCACCCGAUGGGUUGCAGAUUGUGUCAGGCUCAUACGACAAGACGAUCCGGGUGUGGAAUGUGACAACAGGUGAUGCUGUGGGAGAGCCUCUCGAGGGGCACACAGGUUGGAUCAACUCUGUCGCUUUCUCACCAGGCGGGUUAAGAAUCGUGUCAGGCUCGGAUGACAAAACAAUCCGGGUAUGGGAUGCGGCAUCGCGCACUGCUCUUGGUGAGCCUCUCAAGGGACACACAGAUUCGGUCCGGUCUGUUGUUUUCUCACCAGAUGGGUCUCGUAUCGUGUCAGGCUCAUGGGACAUGACAAUCCGGAUAUGGGAUGCAGCAACGGGUGCUGCCGUUGGCGAGCCUCUGGAGGAGCGCAUGAUUUCCGCCAAUUUCGUUGCUUUCUCAUCAGAUGGGUCACAGAUCGUGUCAGGAUUGGACGACAAGACAAUCCAAGUGUGGGAUGCGACAACGGGUGCUGCUGUGGACGACCCCUUCAAUGAACACAUAAAUUGGGUCAACUCUGUUACUUUCUCUCCAGACGGGUCACGGAUCGUGUCAGGCUUGUACGACAGCACGAUCCGAGUGUGGGACUCGGCAACGAGUGCUGCUUUAGGAGAACCACUUGUAGGACACACUAGCUGUGUCAAUGCUGUUGCUUUCUCACCAGAUGGGUCACGAAUCGCGUCAGGCUCGGAUGACAAGACAAUCAGGGUGUGGAAUAUGGUAACGGGUGAUGCUGUGGGAGAGCCUUUCGAGGGACACACAAGUUGGGUAAAUUCUGUUGCCUUCUCGCCAGAUGGGUUGAGGAUCGUGUCAGGCUCGGAAGAUAAGACAGUCCGCGUGUGGGAUGUGGCAACAGGUGCUGCUGUGGGAGAACCUCUCGAGGGACAUACAAGCUCGGUCAAUUCUGUUGCUUUUUCACCAAACGGGUUGCGUAUCGUGUCAGGCUCGCAGGACUCGACUAUCAGGAUAUGGGAUGCGGCUAUAGUUCAACAUGGCCUGAGCUAUGUCGAUGACCCACAGGCGAUGUCACGCUCGGAUGCCAAUAAUCCUUCCGCAAGGCGAUCUGAUUUUUACGGUAUGCGUCCUGCUUCUAUUCUCAUCUCAUCACGUCCGGAACAUGCCAUGCGCACAGAUAGCCUCUAUGAUGAUCCUUUGACGUCACCUCAAAGCUACCACCGUCUCUCUAAACACCUGAAUAACGAUGGUUGGAUAGUGGGUCCAGCCAGAGAAUUGUUAUUUUGGGUGCCUGUUGCAUACCGCGACAAGCUGUGGUCUGAUGCAAGGCUGAGGCAAGUCAUAGGGAAGGAAUAUGUGCAGCUCGAUCUUAGUCAAUUUGUUCAUGGAACCUCUUGGCAUGAGUGUUAUCAACCUUCGAAGUCGCACUGA